AACUGUACAGCCCGACCAUGUCGCAUUCCUCCGUAGCCACUGGCUCCAGCACAGCUCGAGUCGCCCACCCCCCACGUGCAGUUGCGCUGGGUUUCGCCAGAGCGUCGCCUUGGCACCGAGGCGAUGUUCGGCGGCACCGACUCGUACGGCAAGGUGAGCCUGAGCGGUGCCGGACGCGGCAGGCAGAGGCAGGGCAACGAGAGCCGAGACGUGUUCUUGAAGAGGCAGCACCGAGAGCGGGAGGAGCGCGAGCAGAAGCGCAUCCGGGAGAAGUCAGCCCUCUCCAUCCAGUCUGCAUUCAGAGGCUGGCGCAGCAGGCAUGCCGUGGGCGCAGGCCACAGGGCGCUGUUCGACAAGCGGUGUGCCGACCUUGCCAAGGUAGAGCACCUACUGCAGCCAGAGCAGCGCGCGUCCGUCGUCUUCCGCGCCCUGGCGUCGCUGCUACGGUUGCUCGCCUUCUCCUUCUCGGCCCGGGAGGACAGAGCGCGGCUGGCGAAGGCCGUCGAGAUGGUGCGCUUCUCGGCGUCCCAGGCCGCGCAGGCCAACUUCCUGCGGCUGGCGCUCGCCCCUGACACCGCGGAGCGCAGGAGCUCCCUGGUGCUCCUAGAGCGGCUGUUCGCGGCGCUGUUGCAGCUGGGCGAGGCCGGGGAGGCCGCGCAGCUCCUGCGGCUGCUCCAGGGGGCGCUGUGGGCGGACGGCGACGCCGCCCCGGAGGCCGCGCGCCUGCGCGGCGCCGCCGUGUCGCAGCUGCUGAGGAGGACGGCGCUGCUCCCGGCCCUGUCGAGAGAGGCGCUGCUCGUCGAGCCAGGGGGUGCCGCGCAGACGGCGCCGGGCGCCGGCGCAGCCUCGGCGGCCGCCGCGGCGCCGGGGCAGGACGGAGGCCCAGAGCUGGUGCACCUGUGCUGCUGCGGCGUGGAGGCCACCGCGGGCCAGGAGCAGGUGCGGCUGGCGAUGUGCCUCCUCUCCGCGCCCCUGCUCUGCGAGCAGAUCUCGGGCCCUGGGAGGUCGCACCCGCGCUCUUACGAGGUCCUGCUGCGCGUCGCGAGAUUGGCGCCUCCGGCGCCACGGCGCGACGAGGACGCGGCGGCCAUCGCGAUGGCUCUGGGCGAAGAAGUCAGGGGCUCUUCGCGAUGGGCCUGGCUUCUCGGCAACUUCGUGGCCCUCGCCCAGGCGUUCCUGGACCGCGCGGACGCAGAGGCCGCCCGCGCGGCGCUGGCGUGGAUCUGCUGGGUGAAGGCGCGCGCGCCGUCGGCGAGCCGCACCGGCGCGUUCCCAGAGGGGCUGGCGGCGCUUCAUGGCCCGCACGUCGUGCGCUCCUUGCUGGCGAACGUUGAUCCUCAGGGCUCGAGAAGUCUCAUGCCCGUGGCCUUGGAGCUCUACUUCCCAGGCGCAUCACCCGAGCUGCUGCGGGCUGCGAGCGCGCGAGCGUACGUGCCUCUGCGCGGCUUUGUGGACUCGCUGGACCUACCGGCAGCCAGGGCUCACUCGCUGCAGAUGCUGCUGGCCUCCAGUGCCGUCGGCGCUGCCGAGCAGAUAUCCCAGGAGGCGUUGCAGUCACUGGCGUUCUGUGUUCCGAUCGUGGAAAGACUGGCCCCGCACGUCUCGGAGCUCGCGAGGUGCUCCUCGAUCGCGACGGCACUGAGAGUGCUGGGCUCCGACCGCGGCAGUGAGAGCUCUGCGACUCCUCACUUCGGCACGCUGCAGGCGAUGCAGCUGAUGGCUUUCUCCAGCGUGUACACGGUGCAGCUCCAGUCGCUGUACGACGCGGAGUUCUUCGGGGCCGCCAACCCGCUGAGCCCCGCGGAGGUGGGCCGGUUGGUGCCGUUCCUCAACAGGCUGGCCUACUGCUUCGUGGCGCAGUGGCCAGACCGCAGCGCGCUCACGCCGUUCGGCAGCGCCCUGCGGACCUCCCUGACCGCACUCGUGCGAGCCCUCUAUCGUCGGCAGCUGCGGAUGCCGAUCCUGGAGGACGCCAGCGGGACCACGGGGGCGCCCUGGUGGACAGUGCCGGAGGCCAGCGCCUUGCUCGCCAAGGCCCCGGUGGUCGACCUGGGCCUGGACCAGGCUCCCGCGGCCCAGGCAGACGACGACGCUUCAGGCAUGGACGUGGACGAGGACGGGGCCGACGCGGCGGCCGCCGCGCCGGCGGCGGCCGCGCAGAGGGAGCGCGAGGCCCAGCGCCGCAGGGCCCGGCUGGGCGGGGACAGCUCCGCCAGGCAGGUGCUGGAGGCGGUGCUGGAGGAGGUGCCACACGUGCUGCCCUUCCAGGACCGCGUUGCGCUGCUGCACAGCGUGAUCCUGGCGGACCAGAGCGGGCGCCUGGACGCCAGGGCCGCCUGGGCCAGGGCCGCGCUGCCGCAGCACCGCGUACGCCGGUCGUCGCUGGUGGAGGACGGCUUCGCCGCGUUCUCGGGCCUCAACGACGAGGACGAGCUCCGGUCCGUGUUCAAGAUCGAGUUCAUCGGACCCGACGGCGAACCGGAGAGCGGCAUCGACGGCGGAGGCCUCUUCAAGGAGUUCAUGGUCUCACUUGGUCGCACCAUCUUCAGCCCCGAAUUCGGCCUCUUCGCCGCGACGGACGACUGGACGAUCUUUCCGUCUCCGACGGCCUUCCGCUCCCAUGCAAACGCGUCGGAGCUGUACAGAUUCAUCGGAAAGGUUGUAGGCAAGGCGAUCUAUGAGAUGCUAUUACUUGAGCCGCAGUUUAGCCGGGUCUUCCUGAAUCGCAUUCUCGGCCACACCAACGAAAUCGACGACGUCGCCGCUCUCGACAAAGAGCUUCACCGGGGCAUGCGGCGGCUGAAGGAGCACGCCAGCGUCGAGGAGCUAGGCCUCACCUUCAGCAUCGUCGUGGGCACCGCCGAGGAGAUUGACUUGAUUCCCAACGGCCGCGACAUCGCAGUGACGAGGGAAAAUCUGACCCAAUACCUCCACGUCGUGGCCAACUUCAGGACGAACUUGCAGAUACAGAAGCACACGACCGCUUUCGUUCAAGGACUGCAGUGCGUCAUCCCGCUGUCGUGGCUGAAGAUGUUUGACCCGUACGAGUUGAACACCCUGGUUUCUGGCUCUUCGGCAGGCUUCGACGUCGCCGACCUCCGCGCGGCCACGGUCUACGGCGGCGACUACCACGAGGACAGCCCCGUAAUCCAGUGGCUGUGGACGCUGCUGCGGGAGCACCUCGACGUGGAGGACAUGGGCCGCUUCCUCAUGUUCACCACCUCGUGCAGCCGCCCGCCGCUGCUGGGCUUCGGGACCCUGCGCCCGAAGUUCUGCAUCCACAGCGUGCCCGACCCCGACCGCCUGCCGACCGCCUCGACCUGCGCCAACCUGCUCAAGCUUCCGCAGUACAGGAGCUUCGAGGCCCUGAAGGCGAAGGUCACGCAGGCGAUCCGCGCCGAGUGCGGCUUCGACCUGAGCUGAGGCCUCGCCUCCCGAGGCACAACGGGGGCAGGAGCAGGAGGACCAACAGCAGGCUGAUGACGACGACG
This is a messenger RNA of Prorocentrum cordatum, 3491 nucleotides long. Lineage: Eukaryota; Dinophyceae; Prorocentrales; Prorocentraceae. The record is from the annotation of a GenBank genome assembly.